GAAGUAUACAAUUUUAGUUGCGUAUCUCAUCAGAGCAUGUUCAUGAACAACAAUUUGAUAUGAUAAUCAUCAGCCGCGCCAUGGAGUCGCGUGAGCAUGCGUCUAUCCAGCUCCAAUGAGCGUGCGUUUUCGGGGCAGAAAAGAUUCCGACCUGCCAACAUCACACACAGGAGCUUUACUUUCUUCCCAAUUUCUCCUCCGCCUUCAUUCAUUCGUUGCCCAUUUGCCCUCCAAAGAAUUCCGAGCUGAUCUCUUCACAUCCAGCCUCGUGUUAACCCUAAUCUCCUCCAUGUCUACCUCUCCUCUCACAGGUUACAGUUGACUCAUUGAAUUUGUAAGCUUGAAGCCAAGUGUCAUUCUUGAUUGGUUUCACUGGUAACAAAGCCAUUGCCUCGCCGGAGUUCCUCUCAACAAAAGCAAUCGGCAGAAUCAAUCCUUGCUCCAGCCUUGGAGAAUGCCGCAGCAGCCUUGGAGAAUUAUAUUGUACAUGGAGGUGAUUCUCAUUCCGGCAUCCAAAAUCCCCAUGGAUCUUGAUCUCUUCCCACAGAAUAUAUAUGGAGGGUGUGAUCAUCAACUUUAGCAGCUCUUCUCAUAAUGGAUCCAGAAGACGGAUUUCCUGCAAAAGUUUCAGGUAUUCAAAGUCUUUCUUCCAGUGUCCAGAGUAAUCCAGGGAAAAUUUCAGACGAUUCAUCCAGAAGUCCAGACUCACUACAAAAGUCCCUGAAUUCUGGGGUAGUGAAAGAUCUUUCUCAGCUGAACUUUAAUAAGGAAAAGAAUAAAUUGGCUUCUUUUACAUGCAAAAUGGCUGAGCAUACGGCAAAGCCAAUCAAGAACGUUAUCAAGAGUCAAGACCCAAAAAAACCUACAUCUUUAAGCACCAAAGAUCAUCAUGCUUCAAGAAAGAAGGACAGGAAGGGUGGAAACCCUGUUCGGAUACCUCCAGCCUAUUCUGCAGAUGCAAAGUGUUCAAAUUCAUGGAUAUGUAAAAACUCCGCCUGUAGAGCAACUGUUUCAAUGAAUGACACAUUCUGUAAGAGGUGCUCUUGCUGCAUCUGUCACUUGUUUGACGAUAAUAAGGAUCCAAGUCUUUGGUUGGAAUGUACAUCACAGUCUGGUCAAGAAGAGUCUUGUGGCUUAACAUGUCAUAUCGAGUGCGCUCUCCAGCGUGGGAAGGUGGGGGUUGUUGACCUUGGGCAACUAAUGCAGCUAGAUGGUAGCUACUGUUGUGCUUCUUGUGGCAAAGUUUCAGGCGUACUGAGACACUGGAAGAAGCAACUUCUUAUUGCAAAAGAUGCUCGUCGUGUUGAUAUCUUGUGUUACAGAAUAUACUUGAGUUACAAACUCCUGGAUGGAUCUUCCAGAUUUAAAGAACUACUUGAAAUCAUUAGAGAUGCCAAAGCCAAAUUGGAAACCGAGGUUGGUCCUCUUGAUGGAGUUUCAGCUAAUAUGGCUCGUGGCAUUGUCAGCAGGCUUCCUGUUGCAGGCGAUGUGCAGUCUCUCUGUUCUCUUGCUAUCGAGAAAGUUGAUGAAUUGCUAGCCACAAAAUCUGAUGAAGUCCCUAAUUGGAGAGAGGAGGGUUCACUGCCAGCCGCGUGCAAAUUCCUUUUCGAGGAAGUGACUUCCUCUUCAGUUGUGAUUGUGUUGAUAGAAGUAUGCAGUUCAUCAUCUUCAGAACAUGUCCAAGGCUACAAGCUUUGGUACUGUAAGGCUAGGGAAGACAGCGACACAAAAGAGCCCGCUUGUGUCAUCCCCAGAACCCAGCGAAGGGUUUUGAUAUCAAAUUUGCUGCCUUGCACUGAAUACUCAUUCAGAAUCAUAUCUUACACUGAGUCUGGUGACUUGGGUCACUCCGAGGCUAAAUGCUUCACAAAGAGUGCUGAGAUAAUAACCCAUAGAAAUUUGAACUCAUUAGCUCGAAAUCAUCAAGGGAAAGACAUUCUAGAAGAAACCACAAAAAUAGAGUCAGAUUCUGGAUUCAAGGUCCGAGACCUCGGGGAAGUCUUUCGACUUGCAUGGGCCCAACAAGAACGCUGUUUGGACGGCUUCUGUAGCGCAGAAAUGGAAAAGUUUUGUGAAGCGUGUAAUACUGUCAAACCAAACAUAAUACAUGACUGUAAGCCUUCAGUGUCUCGCCAGCUGGACUUAAAUGUUGCCACUGUUCCUGAUUUGAAUGAAGAGCUAAUCCUCCCCGUGGAAUCUUCUAGAGACGAAGACAAUGAGAACAGAAGUGGCGAAUCCCAAAGCUAUGGUGAGGCAACAGUGUCUCGAAAGAGAGUGGCUGCUAGCAAUUCGGGCAGCACCCUGGUGGCCGGGGGUUCACCUUUCGGCCACUUGGACGAGAACUUUGAGUACUGUGUCAAGAUAAUCCGGUGGCUGGAGUGUGAGGGUCACAUUGACAAAGACUUCAGAUUAAAGUUGCUGACUUGGUUUAGCCUGAGGUCGAGCGUGCAGGAACGCAGGGUGGUCAGCACAUUUAUCCAAACACUCAUUGAUGAUCCAAAUAGCUUAGCGGGUCAGCUGGUUGAUUCGUUCUCGGACAUUGUUUCUAAUAAGAGGGCUCGCAACGGUUUUUGCAGCAGCCUUUGGCAUUAAGUUUCCAUCUAGACUGAUUAUAUCCCUAAUUCUCUCUGUACAUGCCAUUUUUUAAAAGGGCGACUUGCCAUAUUUUAGGUGAUUCAUUCGUAUAGUGGACAAGCCUGUCCAGCUAAACACAUUCUUGCUAUUUGUUUGUUAAGCAACUUGAUUCCUACUGACACGGAAAUAUUUUCAAAUUCAAGAAAUUUUACACUACAGGAAACAUGUUUUUUAGUUUUUUUUUGUAAUUUUCUAGAGCAUCUGUCUCUGCUCACCCAAAAAGUAUGGACAGUGAUCCUUCUAUAUAAGGGUUCACACUUCACACGGUCUGGACAGCCUCGCCAAGAAUGUUUGGAACUUCAACAGCCCAUUUGGAUAGAGUGAAUUUAAAUGAACUCAUUUAAUUGAAUCUAGCUUUGUUUAAGAUUGGUUGAAUGCAGUUGAACCAAGUGUUUAUU
Molecule: messenger RNA, 3032 nt
Organism: Cuscuta europaea
Lineage: Eukaryota; Viridiplantae; Streptophyta; Magnoliopsida; Solanales; Convolvulaceae
Source: the annotation of a GenBank genome assembly